Seminavis robusta is the source of this 3256-nucleotide messenger RNA. Lineage: Eukaryota; Bacillariophyta; Bacillariophyceae; Naviculales; Naviculaceae. The record is from the annotation of a GenBank genome assembly.
UGCGUGCAGAGCGACCGCAAGACCAUAAAACGCAACACUACAACCUCGAUAUCGGUAUAGCCAUCAUCCCUUUGAGACACCACCUACGAAUACUAUGAGCUCUGGGAACACUCAACCACUGCGGAAACCCUCCUACGACGGUGACGAUAUUAGUGCACGCAAGAAGAAGUGCCUGGAUACACUCGGCGUGAGCGUUCACCACUUGGCGCAUUUCUUUAUGAAGAAAGAGGUUUGCGCUGCACGCACCACCCGGCGAAAACCCUUUGCUGGCCUCGUUUUGGGAAAAGACGCUGCCACAACAGGAACCCCACUCUCCAGAGAUUCCAAAAUCUACCAAAUUGAGAAUCUACAACGUCCCCCGGGUGUCAUUCGAAUGCAGAGUGCUGACACGAUUUGUCCGAUUGAUGGCAGGAAGGGUUCUGCCUAUGUUCAUUCUCUGAAAGGCAAAGACCAUGUUGGAGAGGCAACUCAUAUGCUCAGCUAUUCCUGGGACUACACGAUUGGAGACAUUGUGGAUACCCUUUCUGAUUUUUGCCUCCAGAAAAAACUCAAUCCAAAGAGAACUUACAUCUGGAUAUGCUGUUUAUGCGUCAAUCAACACAGGGUGGUAGAAAAAUCCAAGUCAGGUGUGCUGGUCCCCACCCAUGAAUUCUUUGAUAUCUUUGGACACCGAGUCAAAAAGAUUGGACAUGUGUUGGCCAUGAUGGCUCCAUGGAAAGCACCCAUCUACAUCACUCGAGUCUGGUGUAUUUUUGAGAUCUUUACAGCUCACACCACAGAUGGGUGCAAGGUGGAUAUUGUCAUGCCACCCAAGGAGAAACACUCUUUGGAGCAGGAUGUUAUCAGCAGUGGAGGAGGCAUCAAUGCUCUCUAUGAGACACUUGGCAACACAAAAGUUGAAAAUGCCAAGGCAUCUGUGGAGAGUGAUAGGAUGGCUAUUUUGAGAAAAGUAAGGGGGGAUGAGGGGUUUACUGCAUAUUCAGUUCUCAACAAUCAAGUGAACGACUUAUUACGUGGGUGGAUGCAUGGUGUCCUUACACAGUUGGUGGAGACACGAGAAAAUACCAACAAUGAAGACUAUGUGGAAUUUUGCAACAAAAUUGGUGUCAUUCUUAUGAAUAAUGGUGAGCUUGAUUCUGCCAUGAAGCUCCUCCGGGCAGCUCUGACAAUCUGUGAAACCUCACUGGGCAAGAAUCACCGGAACACUGGUGACACCUGCAGCAACAUUGCUUCAGUGUUGGAUAAUAUGGGUGAUCAUGAAGGUGCUCUGGCAAAGUUUCAGCAAGCCCUUGACAUUUACUUGUCUAUGUUGGAGAGCAAUACGAACGGUUCUGCUGUGGAAACCCAUUCUGCUGUGGCGACCACGCAUGACAAUAUCGGUUGUGUACUACAGAAAAUGGGCAACGCUGACGGAGCUUUGACAGCUCACAAGCAAGCCAUUGCAAUCAAAGAGGCAGUGCUAGCUGAGAACCAUCCAGCGUUGGCAGCAACCUACAACAACAUUGGCUCGGUUUUAUCGCAGAAGGGUGACUAUAAAAGGGCUUUGGAAUGGUACCUCCGUUCUCUUGCUGUUCUUGAGUCUGUACACGGCAUGAAUCAUCCUGUGGUGGCAACCAGCUAUGACAAUAUCGGUGUUCUGGUGGGGAAGAAGGGUGAUCUCGAAAGUUCACUUUUAAAUCACAAGGCUGCUCUUGCCAUUCGUGAGUCUGUGUUAGGGAAGGAUCAUCCUGAUACUGCGGCCAGCCACUUCAAUAUUGGUUCUGCACUGUAUGCCAAGGGUGACUAUGAAGGUGCUCUACUGAAUCACAAGGCAUGCCUUGCUGUUAGAUUGUCAAAAUUGGGCAAAAAUUAUCCAGAGGUGGCAACCAGCUACAUCAGUAUUGGCGGUGUGCUCAAUGCAAUGGGUGACUAUGAUGUCGGCCCAAUUCCGGCUGAAGGGUCGUGCUUGCUUGCCCCUCUUCCUCGGGAUCCUAGGUGACAAUACAACAUGAUCACAAAGGGUUUCUGGAUAGAGGAUCUGGCUUGAGCAUGGACAGCAAGUCGAGAAAACCAAACCAAUCUACCUACCUAGCUAGCAACCAGGCAAAAGUAACCUCAGAAAGUCACACUGUUUUGCCAUGAUUCUAAUUUUGUUUUGCCAUUCCUUGCGCUACGUUAACCUGUCCCCGGCUCCUAAACCCCGCCAAUGUUGAUUCUCCCAUGUACGUAGUUUCGUGUAUCGAACCUGGACUCUGAUCCUAAUCUUCUUUUUUGUUGCAAAUUUUGUUUGCAGAUUCUGUGGACGUCUCCUUUGCUGAUUUCACUGUUUCUCCAGAAGGAGAGGAACUAACAAUGUAGCCCAAGAGCACCCCAAGGGUUGCUCCCAGAACAACAAGAGAAAGAGAUGGCCCGAACAAGGACUCCAGGAGAAAUAGGGAACCAAACACAAGCAGGAACACAAUCAAGAGCAUGCCUUGGAUAAGCAAACUCUGGCAAUUGCAAAAGUCCGCCAUCGCAAAACCUCCUCUGGCAAAGUGGGCCAGUCCAUCGGCAUCAUUGCUUCUGCAAAACCAUGGGGAGACACCGAUACAAAUCAUCUGAACGGGUGUCAUGGCCAUAUGAGCCACAAAGUGAGAUGACAGGCCUGUGGAAAUGCCGCCUUGCAGCUCCACAUUUGGAGUACUGUGCUGCAACGCAAUGUAGCAAGAUGCCACAAUACCAUCAACGACAAGGGUUCCAUUGAGUGUCAUGGGGGCGUGCAUGCUUGAACGGAAAACCGUCCUGACCUUUGUCACUGUGGCACCAUGAUUGGGAUACAAGGGACUGCGUAGCCGAUCGCCUGGUUGGAUGGAGCUGGCGGGUACCGCAUGGGACAUGGUAACUAAGAACAGCAAGUGGCCUCCCGUGAUUUUGAGUGGCUGAUUGGGAAACGGUAUUCCGUUUCUGCCGCAGAGAUACUGGUGGCACCGUGGGCAAAGGCAUACACGGGCUGAUAGUGCUCUCUUCCAGUGAGGAUGCGAUCGCCGAGUUGCAAUUUGUACAUGAAAGUUGGUCCCUGGUCUUGGACCACAGUUGUGGCAACCUCCGAAAAGCAAGUUGGGGUGGGCGCAUCUGUCGGUGCAUCCGUAGGUGGUGGAGUGGGUGGAUUGUUGGAGGAUCUGUUGGCGGGGCUGAGGGUUGAUAAGAGGGUUGACGAGAGGGUUGAUCGGACGGUUGAUGUGAUGGUUGAAGUGAUGGUUGAAGUGAUGGUUGAAGUGAUGGUUGAAGGGAUGGUUGA